Molecule: messenger RNA, 1195 nt
Organism: Drosophila sulfurigaster albostrigata
Lineage: Eukaryota; Metazoa; Arthropoda; Insecta; Diptera; Drosophilidae
Product: protein twisted gastrulation
Exons: 1
Coding region: 37-762 (241 amino acids)
Biological process (GO): regulation of BMP signaling pathway
Source: RefSeq, a predicted model, not a curated record
GAGAUUGCAUCAUUAUUGAACGAGACGUUGUUGAGAAUGCUGCGUUUUUCUGUGCUGCUCUUCUUCAUCGGUGUUUCACUUGUGACCGCCAAUGAUGAUGGUUGCAACGAGAUGGUCUGUGGAUCGGUGGUCUCAAAGUGUUUGCUUACGCAGAGCUGUCAGUGUAGACUGAACGAUUGCCACUGCUGCAAGGACUGCCACAAUUGUCUGGGCGAACUGUACACAGAGUGUUGUGGCUGCCUCGAUAUGUGUCCCAAGCACAAGGACGUGCAGAGUUCGAUGACGCCGCGAUCGGAGAUUGGCGAUGUCGAAGGCGUUCCCGAAUUAUUCGAUACCCUGACGGCCGAGGAUGAUGAACAAUGGUCCACCAUUCGUAUGCCAAUGCGAGCGGGCGUUAAGCAGCGCCUGGAGGGAGGAGGAUCGGAUUUCUUCAAUCAACCCACUGGCGGCAGUGCUAACUGUACCGUUAUCUAUGUGAACACCUGUGUGAGAUCGAACAAAUGCAAGGAGCAGUGUGAGAGUAUGGGAGCCAAUAGCUAUCGCUGGUUCCACGACGGUUGCUGCGAAUGUGUGGGCGCUCAGUGUCUCAAUUAUGGCAUCAACGAGAGUCGCUGCAGCGAGUGUCCGGAGGAUCAGGAUCUUUUGCUCACUGAUGAUGCUGCUCAUUGGGAGGCGGAACAGGAUCUGGAGCGUCUUUUUGGCCUUGAGGACGAUGGGCCUAAUGAUAUGUGGGACUAUGGCGAGAACGAUGAUAUGAUGUAGAUUCUAGUAAAGUAACUUAGUAAACUGUAUAUAUUUAUGUAAGUUCAUUUUUUUUUAAAGUGUCAAAUAAAUUAUCAAUUGCAUCUAAAUUUUACUAUAUUAUUUAUUAUUUGUAAAUUGUCGAGGGAAUAGAUACAAAUUCUCUCAUAUCGAUUUCAAAUAUAACGGGCAUAGCUUUGAAUGGCUACAUUUCAUACUAUUUAUCGAAAUCUAUCGAGCUUACAAAGUAAUCGUUUUAUGUUUUCAUUGUUGACCGCCCAAGCUCGCUGAAUUCCCCACAUCGCGCAAUGGUGAAAUAAUUGCAAACAGACGGCAGCACCGAUAAGUUAUCGAUAGUUUCAUUUUGGGCCGACGUUAUUGUAGCGGAAAGUGAAAUCAGCUGCUUCAAAAAGUAAAAACAUUACGCGCGGGAUGCAAUAAAAACUGUGUAUAU